This is a messenger RNA of Plasmodium falciparum 3D7, 7143 nucleotides long. It is a transcript of the gene SURF4.2, whose product is annotated as surface-associated interspersed protein 4.2 (SURFIN 4.2). The record is from RefSeq and is a predicted model, not a curated record. NCBI's taxonomy places the organism in Eukaryota, Apicomplexa, Aconoidasida, Haemosporida, Plasmodiidae.
AUGCUUUUUGUUGUUGAGCUCGACAGCAGAUUGGAAAAAUCUGCAGAUAAAAGAAUAAGUGUUGAAAGAUUUAGGAAAAUAUUUGAAAUUUAUGUUGAAGAUAAACUUGAAGAAUUAAAAAGGUCAGGAUCUGAAAAGUAUGAUAAGGAUUGUCGAGAUUUCAAUUAUUUUAUCGAUGAUGUAAAAGAUGUAUUUAUAAAUAAUGAUUUGGUAAAAAUCCCUGUUAAAGUUCGUAAGAGUAUUUGGGAAACGCAUGUUGACAAAAACUUACCGAAACUUAUGAAAAACACUACUAGUUGUAAAUGUAUUAGAAAAGAACAUAAUUAUAAUAAAGAAUAUAGAGAUAUGACUCGAACGUUAGAAGAUUUUUGUGAAGAAAAAACACGCAAGCUAGAAAUUAUAUAUCAAAAGGAUUACGACGAAAGUUUAUAUGUGAAUUUUAAUGAAUGGAUAAAUAAAAAAAAAGAAGACAUUUUAAAGGAAUAUGAAAAAUUAAGUAAUAAAGAUAAAUAUAAACACUUAUUAAAAAUUAGUGAAACCUGUGAUCUUAAUCAUGUGGAUAAAUUAUUCCUUAAUAUAUCAAGUGAGGAUAUGAAAAAAAUGAAGGAAGAUGUUAAAAAACAACAUCUUGAAGUUAAAGUAAGACCACCAGUAAAUGAACCGAUUGACGAUAGAGGUAAAGAGGAUGCUCUAAGUAGAGGGGGUAAAAGCAUUAUUUUAAAUAAGGAGGAAAAUUCACCUACUGAAGAAAUCACGACUGAAUAUAAUCCUGUAAGUGAAAUGGGCGUUGGAACUACUAUAGCUCAUAGUGAACCUGGGCCCAAAACGGUUAAUACUGAAGUUAGAAAUGUUCUAAGAUCUGAUGGAAAAAUAUCUGAUCAAGGUUCUCAGAAAAGUCCUCCUAAGGAACUUUCUAAUAAACAAAUGACUCCUGCUCAACGUAAGAAUGUGCCACAUUUUGUUGAAAGAAGAGGCUAUGGAAAUAGUCAUGUUAGGGGUAACGCACUUAAAAAAAUUAGUAAUGGUGAUGAUAAUUAUAAAAGUCCUUCUUCUAAUUAUAUUGAAGUUGAUUGUGCUGAAGAUAAAUAUUUUCUAUUAGAAGAUGGAACUAAUCAAUCAGAAAAUAGUUGUAAAACAAAAUAUAACUAUUUUGUAUCUAAUGAUUAUGAUGGUACUGGGUCUGCUAUUUAUUCGACAGAUCAGGUACCUAGUAGGGAAGAAAUUAAAAGCCCUGAUUCUUUAUCUACAUUAGAUGCCAGAGGAAGUACACAUAAUUUAAAUGUUUCUAAUGAGGGAAAUCCUCUUGAGGGUGGGGAGGAAAAAAAUAAUGUUAAGAUAAGUGAACAAAAUGGUCGUAAUCUGGAAAGUUCUGUAGGAACAGAUAAGGGUUCAGAUAAAAAUGAAGAAGAAGUAGCUGCUACUUGUGAUCCAAACGAUCGAAACUGUUUUGAUGGAAGAUAUAUAAAUGUUGAUUAUAUAAGAGGUUUAUUAAAGGGUAAACGUUCUGGUUCAGAUGGAAGAUCUAAUAUAAAACACAUAAUUUCUAAUAACUUUGAUGAUAGUAAUAUGAUUUUUCCUACUUUUAAUUUUGAUUUCGAUAUUUUAAAAGCUGAAGAAGAAGUUUUACCUGUGAAUAAUUCUGAUAUAAUAUAUGGACAUGAAGAAGUGGAAGAAACUACUCAAGAAGGUGCAUCAAUAUUUGAAAAACAUAGUCAUACUUCUUCUCAACAAAAUGAUUCAUCUGCUUCAGGAAAUAAAUAUAGAAUGUUAUCUACAACUAUGGAAUUACCUAAUCAACAAGAGGUAUUUGGACUAUAUUCACCUGUAUCACGAACGCUUGAUAGUGCUAUGAGUUUUUUGCGAAGUAUUAUUAGUUUGAGUAGUGCUCCAGUUUCACGAAGUGAAGGUCAAAGCAAAGAAAGCAAACGUGUAGAAAUAUCAACUACGGUUCAGGAUCCUAUUGGAUAUAGGACUUCCCCUUUACAAAUGAAUGCUCAUAGCGUUGGUGCUGGUAUUAAUGUAUCCUCAAUAUUAUCAAUGUUAGGUUUGUCUAGUGGACAAGUUCGAAGAAGUGGUGGGCAAGGAAGUGAAACAUAUAUAGUUGGUACGUCUCAAAGUGGUUUCCAUAAAAAUGAAGUAAUUCCCUCCAUAAAAGAUAAAAGUGGUAAAACUCAAAUCGUAAGUAAUGAAAAAGGAGGGAUUUUUUCAAAAGGGAUAACAUCAAUGAUGUCGUCUCUACCAGUUGCAUUAGUAACAUUUGUAUUUCUUUUUAUGUUUUUGGUAUUUAAUAAGAUGAAUCCUUUUGGUACAACAAUUGUUCAAGGGAAGAAAAAAAAAAAAGUAAAACAAAAGUUGGGUGAAAGAAAAAAGCCAAAAAGGAGAUCAGCAAAGCGGCGUAGAGGUGUUGAUGUUAAUAUGGAGGAAGAAAUAAAUAAAAUAAUUUAUACAAACGAAUUUAAUAAUUAUGAAGAUAAAAUAUAUGAAGAUGUCAAAUAUAUUAAAGAACAGGAAAAUGAAAUGUACUUGAGAGAUGGAAUUGAAGAGUUACAUAUGGAUGAACCAAGUGGGGAUGUAUAUUUUGAUGAUCAAGAUGAUUAUAUAUUUUUAGAUGAACAAAAAGAGGAUGUAUGUUUGGAUGAAGCAAAAAAUGAUAUAUUAUCUAAGGAAUCAUUUGAUGAUGUACUUAUAAAAGUGGUAGAUAGGGAAAUAAAUAGAGAAAUAAAUGGAAAAAUAAAUGGAGAAAUAAAUAGAGAAAUAAAUGGAGAAAUAAAUGGAGAAAUGAAUAGAGAAAUAAAUAGAGAAAUAAAUGGAGAAAUAAAUGGAAAAAUAAAUAGAGAAAUAAAUAGAGAAAUAAAUGGAGAAAUUCCACUAAAAAAGGAGAAAUGGAUGUGGAAAACCAUAUUAGAGAUAGAAAUGAAAGUAGUAGAAAAGUGUAAGAAAGAAGAAUGGGAAGAAAGCAAAGGUGAUUUUUUAGAAAUAUGUUUAGAUGAGUUUAUAAAAAAAGAAAAUGAAUAUAACAAAAUACAUAAUAAAGUAAUUAUUGAAAAGAGUGUGUUAGAAAAUCAAAAUAUGUUAUGGAAUAAAUGGAUAGAGAGACAUAGAUAUAUGCUUGAAAAGUGGAAAAAAGAAGAAUGGUUUUAUAAUUUAAAAAAUGAAUGGAUAAAUGAAAUAGAAAAUUAUGAAAAGAAAGAAAGUGAUAUAGAAAUAAUAUUACCUAGUGAGAAAAAAACACGAAAUAUUUCAUUAGAAAAACAAAAAAUUAUAUGGAGAAGAUGGGUUGCAAGAUAUGUACAACAUAUAGAUGAUGAUAUAAUUGAAGAAUGGUUUAAAAAAAUGAUGGCAGAAUAUGAAAAGGAAGAAUAUUAUUUAAACAAAAAUAGAUAUAAAAUUAUUAAUCAUAUAAGAAAUAGAAAUGACAAACAUGAUGAGAAUGUUCAAUGUGAUGAUGAAGAGAGCUUAGUUUCUUCAUCCAUUUGUUUUGAUGUAGAAGAAAAAAAAAAAAAAAAUUUGUUGACUAAAAUAUGGUUUCAGAUACAUAUGAUGAUAUUAGAAGAAUAUAAAAAGGAUGAAUGUAUACAUAUUAAGAAUUUAUUAUUAGACAAUUAUAUAGAUAAUUUAAAAAAAAAAAAUGAACUUGAUGCAAAAAAGAAACUUCAGAAGUUAGACAUUUUAAAUGAAAUGAAAAAGGAAAAUAAUAUUAUAGACAUAAACGAAAGAAAUAAAUGGGAAGGAGAAAAAUGGUUUGAAGAUUUAAAUAAUGAAUGGAAUGAUUAUGAAAGGACAUAUAUAAAAAAUAAUUUUGUAAUUAAAAAAGAAAAUGACAUGAAUAUUAAAUAUGAAUAUAUUAUAAUAGAUGAGCCUUUAAUGAAAGUAAAAAAAGAUAUACCUCAAAUGCAUUGGAAAAAUAUUUAUGAAAAAUGGUUACAUGAUGAAUAUAAAUAUGUAUAUAGAUGUGAAGAUAUAAACAAAUCAGUAGAUGAAAAAAGGGAUAAUAAUAUAGAUAUAGGUGAAAGCAUAAAUGUUAAAAAUAAUGAAGUAAUGAAGGAAAAAAAAGUAAAAUGGAAAACUAUCAUUGAGAUAUAUAUGGAGGUAAUGAACGAAUAUAAAAAAGAUGAGUGGGAAGAACAUCGAGGAGAUUUCUUACAAAUCUGUUUAGAGGAAUUUAUUAAGAAAGAUAAUGAUGAGAUGAGAAAUAUAAAUGACGAAUUAUAUAUCGAACAAAGUGAUCAUAUGGAAGAUAUGCUUAUGUUAGAGAGACAAAAAAUUAGAUGGCUUCAAUGGAUUAAUCGAAAUAAAUAUAUGUUAGAAAAGUGGAAUAAGGAAGAAUGGUUUUGUAAAUUAAAAAAGGAUUGGGAAGAUGAAAAGAAUAGAUAUGACGAGAAAUUAUUUCUUUGGAAAAAUACAGAAAAUGAUAAAUAUAUAAAUCCGAUGUUAGAAAGACAAAAAUAUAUAUGGAGAAAAUGGAUUGCAAAACAUUUAUAUCAUAUUGAUGAGUGGGAAAAUGAAGAAUGGUUUAAAUUGUUAAUGAGUACAUAUGAAAAAGAUAGAGAUGAUUUGAAAAGAGAUCAUCCAAUUAACAAAAUGGAUGAUAUGGAAAAGAAAAAGUUGAUAACAAAAUUAUUUAUUGAAAUACAUAUGAUGGUAAUUGAAGAUUUUAAAAAGGAAGAAUGUUAUAGGAAUAAACAAACAUUUGUUGAUACAUAUAUAAAUGAGAUGAAAAAAGAAGAACCUUGUGAGAAAAAUAGAGAGAUGUUAAAUAUAUUGAAUAAUAUAAAAAAAGAUAUAAAAUUAGGAUAUGAAAAUACAAAAAUGAAUGAAUGGAAAGAAGAAAAAUGGUUUGAUAAAUUAAAAAAAGAAUGGAAAGAAGGUGAAUGUAAAAACUUUGUUGAUAUAGAAAAAGAAAAUUUUGAUAAGACACAAGUUAAUGUAAUUAAUAAUUAUAUGUUAGAAAUUCAAAGAAGUUUAUUAAAAAAAUAUUGGCAAGAUGUAGAAAUAAGUUGGAUAGAUGAUGAUAAUCAAACUGAUUGGUUAAAAAUAGCUAUACAUAUGGAUGACUAUGAUAAUAAAAAUAAAGUAUAUAAUAGAAGACAUGAUUAUAUGAGAAAUAAAAAUUUACAUGUUAAAAAAAAAAAGAAUAUCAUAAAUGAGGAUCAUCUAAGUGAAGACAAUAAAUAUUUACAUGAAAAUAAUCAUUCCUAUAUUAAAAGGAUUAUAGAAAUAUAUAUGGAAAGGGUAAAUAAAAUUCAAAAAAAAGAAUGGGAAGAGAAUAAACGGGACUUUUUAAAAAUUGCUUUAGCAGAAUAUAUAAAAAUGCAAUUCGACAAACAAAAGAAUUUAUGUAUUGAAGAAAUGGUAAUAAAAAAUAAAAAUAUAAAUGAUGAUAAUAAUGGAUAUCUAGAACCAGCCUUUUUGUGGAAUCAAUGGGUAGAAAGGAAAAGAUAUAUAAUGGAAAAAUGGAAAUAUGAAAAAUGGUUUGAAGAACUAAAGAUUGAAUGGGUAAAGGAACAGGGUAUAUAUAUAAAAGAAGAGGAAAUAAACACAUUUAUGAAAGAUGAAAAAAAAGAAAAUAAUAAAAUAAUACAUAAUGAUAAAAUAAUACAUAAUGAUAAAAUAAUACAUAAUGAUAAAAUAAUACAUAACAAUAAAAUAAUAAAUAAUAAUAAUGACAUAUUAAUAGAAAGUGAAAAAAUCGUGUGGAGAAGAUGGUUAAAAAAACAAGAACAAAAUAUACAAAUAUAUAAAAACAAAAAGUGGUUCAAAGAUAUUAUUGUUGAAUUUGAAAAAGACGAAGAAGACGAUAUGAUAAUGUAUUCAAAUGUUAAUGAUAUCUCGAAAGUAAAUAAUAAAGAAGUCGAUGUAAACAACAGAGAUAAUUUGAUAAUGAAAAUAUGGAUAUGUAUAUGUAUGAUGAUAUUAGAAGAAUGUAAAAAGGAUGAGGGUAGAUAUAAUAAAGAAAUAUUUUUAAAUUCAUUUAUAAAAGAAAUAAAGAAAGAGAAAGAUGAGAAAAUUAAAAUGAACAUGUUAGACAUGAUUUUACAAAUGAAGGAAAAAUAUAUAUCAAAGAAUGAGAAAGACUUUUAUAUAUAUGAUUGGAAAAAAGAAAAAUGGUUUGAAGAUUUAAAAAAUGAUUGUAAAAAUAAUAAGAAUGAAUAUAUAUAUAUGUUACAAAAUGAUUUAUGUAAAAGGUAUUGGAAAGAUUUAGAUAAGAUGUGGUUAGAAAAUGAAGACAAAAUAAAGAGGAAUAUGUUAACAAAUAUAUAUGAAGAAUAUAAUAAUAUGGAUGAUUUAUCUAAAAAAGAAUAUAUUCAUAAAAAUAUUAAUAUAAUAAAUGAAAAUAUGAAAUGUAAUUCUGAGGUUGAAAAAACACAUGGUGAACAUACUGUAGAAGGAAUAAAAAAUUAUUAUUUAGAAAAACAAAAAGAAAUAUGGAGACAAUGGAUUGAGAAAAAUGUUAAACAUAUAAAUCAAUCAACAAAAGAACAGGAACAAAUUUUGGUAGAUACAGAAAAUAACAAAAUUGUGAAUUCAUCAGAUUGUAAAAAAAACGAAAAUAAGAACGAACCAUAUUAUAUGAAAAAAAAAAAUUUGAAAACAGUAUUUUUAGCAGAAAUUCAUAUGGAAACAAUGGAUAGAUGUAAGGGGUUGAAUUAUAAAGGAGAGGACAAAAUAGAAACUGAUGAAAAUAUUAAAGAAUUAAAAAUAGAGGAAGGAGAAAAUAGUAAAACUAAUUAUAUACAUAAAACCAUUUUACCAAAAGAUGAAUGCAAAAAAUCAAAAUUGUCAUUAAAUGAAGAAAAUAAAAUGUGCAAACAUAAAAAUAUGAAAGAAAAUAAGAUAAACGAUUUGGAUAAUUCGAUUUAUACGAAUCUUUAUGAUGAUACGAAUAAAUUUUUUUUUUUCAAUGAAAAUUGUGAAGGGGUGAAAAGUAUAUAUCAAGAAAUAGAGGAGAAUGUUGAAAAACGGUAUACUGAUGAUAUAUAUUUAUUAGAAAAUGAAAAACAUCAUAAUGAAUUUAAUACACACAUGGGAGAAAAUAAUUAUGACGUGAAAGAGAAGAUGGAUGAUAGGAAUAACAAGAAUUGUUACAUGAGAUCAUAUAUAAAACCUCGUGAUAAAAAGAAAAAUACUGAAAAUAAAACAUGA